CGGCGGCGACCACGGCAACAUGGCCCUGAACGGCGCUGAGGCGGACGAUUUCUCCUGGGAGCCCCCGACUGAGGCGGAGACGAAGGUGCUGCAGGCGCGGCGGGAGCGGCAGGACCGCAUCUCCCGGCUCAUGGGCGACUACCUGCUGCGCGGUUACCGCAUGCUGGGCGAGACGUGCUCGGACUGCGGGGCCUGCACACAGACAGCCCUCCUGCAGAAGCUGACCUGGGCCUCAAGCGAGCUGGGCUCUAGCGCCUCCCUGGAGACCAGCAUCCAGUUGUGCGGCCUUAUCCGGGCAUGUGCUGAGGCCAUGCACAGCCUGCAGCAACUACAGCACUAAGAGACGCCCCUGAGAAAAACCCUCUAGAAAAACA
Carlito syrichta (Philippine tarsier) is the source of this 374-nucleotide messenger RNA. It is a transcript of the gene ZNRD2, whose product is annotated as Sjogren syndrome/scleroderma autoantigen 1. The record is from RefSeq and is a predicted model, not a curated record. The transcript is spliced from 3 exons. Bases 20 to 340 code for a protein of 106 amino acids. Lineage: Eukaryota; Metazoa; Chordata; Mammalia; Primates; Tarsiidae.